UCUGGAUGAGAAGUCUGCAGACUACUCCCACUCUGUGAACAGCAUGCAGACUGCAACGUAUGAGAACUCAAACGUAGCUGUGUAUGAGGGUGACUGGGCUUGGCUGAAGAAAUUUGAGGAGGGCCAGUUCAAAGAGGUGAAACAAAGCACCACCAGGAUUUUCACCAAGAUGAAGGAUCUGAGAAACGAGAACGUAAACCCCUUCCUGGGCUUCUUCCAGGACUUCUCCAUGUUUGCAGUGGUGACGGAGCACUGCUCACGGGGCAGCCUACAGGACCUGCUCAGGAACGAGGAUGUGAAACUAGACUGGAUGUUCAAGUCUUCACUUUUACUCGACCUCAUCAAGGGCAUGAAGUACCUCCACCUCAGAGAGUUCCCACAUGGCAGGCUUAAAUCUAGAAACUGUGUGGUGGACGGGCGAUUCGUCCUCAAGAUUACAGACUAUGGCUUCAAUGAGCUGCUGGAGACACAGAAAGCUCCCUUUGAAGAACCCCCACCAGAAGAUCUUUUCUGGACAGCUCCAGAGUUCCUGAGGGACCUUCAAAACCACCACAAAGGAACAUAUAAGGGAGAUGUUUAUAGUUUUGCUAUCAUCCUGCAGGAGGUGGUGGUGAGAGGACCACCAUACUGCAUGCUGGAUUUACCUCCUGAAGAAAUCAUCCGUAAAGUAAAAAAGCCUCCCCCCAUGUGCCGUCCCACAGUGGCCCCUGAUCAGGCUCCUCUUGAAUGUAUCCAGUUAAUGAAGCAGUGCUGGAGCGAGCUGCCUGAUCGCAGACCAGCCUUUGAGGAGAUCUUUGACCGGUUCAAGAUAAUCAACAAGGGUAAGAAGACCAAUAUUAUUGACUCCAUGCUCAGGAUGCUGGAGCAGUACAGCUCAAACCUGGAAGAUCUGAUUCGAGAGAGAACCGAGGAGCUGGAGGUGGAAAAACAGAGAACAGAAAAGCUGCUUUCUGAGAUGCUUCCACCUUCUGUUGCUGAGGCCCUAAAGACCGGUGCCACAGUGGAACCAGAGUAUUUUGAUCAGGUGACGAUCUACUUCAGUGACAUUGUGGGGUUCACCACCAUCUCCUCGCUCAGUGAUCCCAUCGAGGUGGUGGACCUUCUCAAUGACCUCUACACGCUGUUUGAUGCCGUGCUCAGUAAUCAUGACGUCUACAAGGUGGAGACCAUUGGUGAUGCUUACAUGGUGGCAUCUGGCCUUCCUAAACGGAACGGCAACAAACACGCAGCGGAGAUCGCCAACAUGUCACUGAACAUCCUCAGCUCAGUGGGAUCUUUCCACAUGCGCCACAUGCCUGAGGUGCCCGUCAGGAUACGGAUAGGAAUCCACUCAGCCUAA
Nematolebias whitei (Rio pearlfish) is the source of this 1339-nucleotide messenger RNA. Its product is annotated as retinal guanylyl cyclase 2-like. The transcript has 10 exons. The record is from RefSeq and is a predicted model, not a curated record. Gene Ontology annotation, biological process: receptor guanylyl cyclase signaling pathway; intracellular signal transduction; cGMP biosynthetic process. NCBI's taxonomy places the organism in Eukaryota, Metazoa, Chordata, Actinopteri, Cyprinodontiformes, Rivulidae. Gene Ontology annotation, molecular function: peptide receptor activity; guanylate cyclase activity; ATP binding. Bases 44 to 1339 code for a protein of 431 amino acids.